AUGUCAAUAUCACACUUCUCUCCUAUCACUUCCUUCCUCUUCUUCCUCUCCGUCUUCGCCACAGUCACAACCGCCAUCUACUCUCCGGUCAACCUACUUAACCCCCGCCAACAACAAGUCAGUCAGUCCACUUGUGACGAAUACUCCCGAAUCGCCAACUUCUCCAUUGUCGGCGCCAACUCUACCUACCGAUCCGCGUACCUUCAAGCUUCGCCCCAAGGCACUGACCCAGCCCGUGAGCCCCUCGACGACGCGAUUGCCCAGCUACCCAGUUUUCAAUUUGAUACCGAGAUUAAUGAUGAGUGUGGGAAUUUGACGGAGGUGGCCAUUGAGGGCGCCGCGGCAAACUUUACACAGGGGACGGUAUUGCAGUUCAGCGUCAACUCUGCGGUGCAGAUAGGAGCAAGUGCAAUGGGAAUGGCAAUGAUUAUGGCGGUAGUUGUCGUCACGGUCAUUGAUGUCAUAUAG
Molecule: messenger RNA, 468 nt
Organism: Rhinocladiella mackenziei CBS 650.93
Lineage: Eukaryota; Fungi; Ascomycota; Eurotiomycetes; Chaetothyriales; Herpotrichiellaceae
Exons: 1
Coding region: 1-468 (155 amino acids)
Source: RefSeq, a predicted model, not a curated record